GGAAAUUGGAAAAUCCACAAUGAAGGGUCAGCAAACACCAACUCGUUUUCCAAAAAUAAAUUAAUUUGAAACUCAAUUCUCCCAUUUAUCAUUGAGUAAUUUCUAAGAAUAAAAACACAAUCCUUCCAUUUGCAAAGGAAUGUUGGGUAUGAUUAAUCCUAAACCCCCUUGCGAAAAUAAGAAAAUAAAGCAGACUAGUAUAUAUGUUAACGAAUAGGCCAAUUUGAAUAGAAAGCGCAUUGUUUGAAUAGAUGUCCAAAAGAAGAAGGCACUAGUUUUGACUUAGAUUUGGCAGUCUUCAAAAUACGUCCUUGUCAAAGAGAAUGCGAACAUAAUCAUAAACAAUGCCCAUACUUCCAUUCAGAAGGUGACUUACGAAGACCAGGGACAUAUUAUAAAGCAGAAAUGUGUCCCUAUAAAGUAGAAUAAAAAGAGUGUCCUCAUGGUUAUAGUUGUUGUAAAGCACAUAAUCAAUACGAAUUGUUGUAUUAAGAAGACAAUUAUCGAAAACUAUUUUGUCCCCAACCUUAAAAUUGUUGUUUUGGCAUGUAUUGUCCUUAUGCUCAUUUUGAAAAGGAUAUCAAAUGUGAAUUGAUCCAUCUCUAUUAGCAUGAUCAAGACUAUUACAUGUUUCAUUACAAAACCAUAGCAUGUCCAUACGCACUUUUUAAUCAUAAUUUAGUAAUCUAUAAUUUAAUUAGGUCAACUUGUGAUUAUUAUCAUAAUGAGAGUGAUAAACGUA
Molecule: messenger RNA, 742 nt
Organism: Paramecium octaurelia
Lineage: Eukaryota; Ciliophora; Oligohymenophorea; Peniculida; Parameciidae
Source: the annotation of a GenBank genome assembly